Molecule: messenger RNA, 531 nt
Organism: Ostertagia ostertagi
Lineage: Eukaryota; Metazoa; Nematoda; Chromadorea; Rhabditida; Trichostrongylidae
Source: the annotation of a GenBank genome assembly
AUGUCUGUCUCGUACGACCUUCUCUCUCGCGUAUUUCUUCUCCUCGCUGCGCUGUGUCAUUCCAUCGUUAACACGAUCGACCUCAAAAGAAAUGGAGAGCACCCUGUCAGUGAGCUUCGUCCUCGAUCAUGGAAAGAAAGGGAGAGGAUGGCACUGCUAGAGAAAGGUGCUGGAUGGGCAACUUUUGUCUCAUCUGUCGGUCUUUGUGUAAGCACCACAUUGUUGUUUCUUUACCUGUUUCGAGUGGUUGAUGCUCUUCCUCAAGUGCCAUGGAUAGUUGGGGAGAUGUGCUUCUGCUUUGCAUGGACGAUUUUCUUCUUCAUAGCAGCAUGUGUACUAGCAGUGGCUGCGGCACGUUUCACAGCAACUGGUGGAUGGGCGGUGGCAGCGUUUUUCGCGUUUGGUGCGAUGUGCGCCUAUGGAUUUGACUGCUAUCUGAAAUUCCUAUCUUGGAAGAAUAAUGAGGUGGCAACCGGUGGCGGAGGCAGAGAUUUUAUUGCCGAACAACGACGUCGUGCUCAACAUGUAUGA